AUGUUCAGAAGUCCAAAGAGAUCAAAACAAAAACAAUCUCAACCCCAACAACAGCCACAACAACAAUCUAGACUGCACCAUCAUCAUGUCCCGAAUCCUGCCCAUUUAUUUUCCCACCCUUCAAGUCAUCGUCAACAGUCACCAUACCCAUCAUCUGGACCGGGAUCUCAGACCAAUUCCGGAUACUCCACCCCUCAAAGAAAUGGAAUGAGUCCGAUUCAAACCAAUGUGUCGAGAAUGGCUGGUCCUAACUCUCCUGCCGGGAGCACCAAUUCUGAACAGCAACGAAAAUUAGCCACAGAUAAGAUUAUUUCCGAUUGCUAUUCAAAAGUGAUAAUUGAUGGAGGAAGAAAGGUUAAUGAUGUUUCUUAUAUAACACACAUUGGUGUUAUUGAGUAUUCACAUUACCCAUCGGCCCCUCCACCUCCCAACACCAAUUUCGGUACCGUCAAACAUCGUAUACUUGUUUUGUGCAAAAAGAAUUCAGGGAGAAUGCAACUACAAAAGGGGAAAUAUCAAGCCGAUAAGAAUCUCUACCAAAUUGGGAGAACAUGGGAUUUAUCGGAACUACAAUAUGUUAAAAAAGUUGGACCUGAUGGAUUAAUUUUACAAUUAAAUAAAGUAUAUUAUUGGAAAUGUGAUGAGGAUGCCAACCGUGUUUGGAAAUUUGCUCGUUACUUAACACAACAUUACGGGAUAUUUAUGGGGAAAUACCCUGGACUUGAAGGGUUUUCGCUUGAUGAUUUCAUGUUACCCACAAUCCCGAAAUCUCCAACAACUACUGUUCCUAGAUCACCUUCGUUAAAUGAGCCUAAUCCUGAUCCUCAAUUGUUAAAGUCGCGUUCAUUGAAAAGAAAGAAUAUGCCUAACCCGGUGUUACCACAACCUCCCACUGCAUCGGCAGCAAAAACCCCACCAAUACCUUCCAAGCCGGAAGAGUUAUACAAAGAUAUGGACUUUACAGUUAAUGGUGGGUUGCCUCAGAAACAAAUGAAGGUGAUACUGCGUGAAUCGAGUGAUAGAGGGUAUGCUAGCAAACUUGACCCAGGCCGGUCUGUUCAUGAACAACAACAGCCUCGAGGCAGUCAUCUGCAACUGGGCUUUAACAGUCCAAGCCAGGACAACGGCAGUCAUCAAGCACCUCCAGUUAAAAAACACAACCACCAUCCAUAUUUCCAGAAGUCGCCAAUGAAUGGAACAGAUUCUUCUAGUGUUGUUAGUAAUGAUUCUCACAGUUUUGUGUUUGCUUCAAAUGAUGAUAAAAACCACUCCCGAGAAAGAGUGGAUGAUAGUUCCAGGUCUUCUAGACAGCAAGGAUCCUUAGCAACUGUUGCCGAAUCUAAAAAAUCAAAGGGUCUGCAAACUAGUAGCUCUGUGGGUAAACAAGAAAGGGAAUCUGUUGCUUCUCAGAAAUCUGCCGAAGACGUUGUCAAGGAGUUUUCUGAAGCAAUUCCUCCAAAAAGAAAAAUGGCAGCCUCAGCAACGGUUCCUGAUUUUGGUGUUGAAGAGAUUACAGAUGACAGUGAAGACGAUCAACGACCUGCCCCUACAUUUAGUAUCCGUAGACGCCAGCAACAAAUCAAAGCUCAAGAGAAGAAAGAAGCACAGACCGAGAAAGUUAUACAUGAACAACCACCACAUCACAAUGCAGAAGCAACAACUAAUUUUACUGACAAAUCAAGUCAUUACGAUGAGAAGACUUUUGCGUCCCAAAAGGGAUUAGGAAUUUAUCCAGGUGGUUCCGGGUCGUUUAUCGAGGAAUCUACAAAGUUGGAAGGUCAGAACAGUGCUAGUUCGAAUCUUCAAGACUUGCAAGAUUUGUUAUCGUCACAUAUUGAUAGAGCCCAAGAAGAUUCUUUUGAUUUCAAUGAUGGGAUUAACGAAAAGAGUGUUGAUGACUUGAAUGAGAUUCCUGAGAUUCGUGUGGCUAGCCCAUCAAAGAAUUUGAAUGGUGACACACAUAGUUUUGAAGGGGAACCCCUUGAGAAAGGUUUGAAUAUAGUUAGAAAGUCGGAAACACCAGAGAACGAGAAAGUUAACCCAUCGCCAAUUAUUUCCAAAGACCAAAGAGAUGUUGAAGUAGAUACCCUAGUCAAUGAGAUUGGGUGGUCAGUCAAAGAUACCACCGAUACUUUAAUGAAGAAAUUAAGUAAGGAAUUGAACAACAGUAAACAAGAUAUUGUAUCGAAAUUGGUUACCAUCGAUUUGACCAACAAUUCAGGAACUGAUAUUGGAUCUGCAUUGAAUGAAGUGGAUAACAUGACUCAGAUUUUUCAAAAGAUGGAAGUAAAAUUGAAACUCGUACGAAACGAGCUACAAUAUUCUGCUGCUGCUUGA
Molecule: messenger RNA, 2337 nt
Organism: Candida dubliniensis CD36
Lineage: Eukaryota; Fungi; Ascomycota; Pichiomycetes; Serinales; Debaryomycetaceae
Gene: SEC3
Product: GTP-Rho binding exocyst subunit
Exons: 1
Coding region: 1-2337 (778 amino acids)
Biological process (GO): exocytosis
Cellular component (GO): exocyst
Source: RefSeq, a predicted model, not a curated record